GCGAGGGAGGGAGGCGCCCUGGGCCGCCCCGGCCUCCCCGGUUAGGGCCUCGGGGUUAGAGCCCCUCCGCGCCCGCUGUGCUCGUCCCCGCGACGGGGCGGCGCCGCGCCGCAGACCUGGGGGUCGCAGGUGCUCGAGCCCCGGGCCAGGUGGCUGUUCCCGCGGGGGGAAAGGCUGGCGGGCGGCGCCAGCGGCGGGGGACACAGGCGGGGACCGAGCGGCCUCCUGGGCGCGGUGCGGAGCCGCAGCGCGAAGCUCUUGAAAAGGACAUCAAGUGUGAAGUGAACCGGCUUACUCGCAGGCAGCGCUGGAAUCAUGAGCAGUAACGGAACAGACCUAACCAUUGGUUUCAUCUGCUGCUUUGUAGCCGUCCUUUUGUUUGGCUCAAAUUUUGUACCGCUUAAAAAAUAUGAGACUGGUGAUGGAAUGUUUCUCCAGUGGGUACUUUGUGCUGCCAUAUGGUCAAUUGCCCUUGUGGUCAAUCUGAUACUACAUUGCCCUAAAUUUUGGCCUUUUGCAAUGGUUGGGGGCUGCAUUUGGGCAACAGGGAACAUCGCUGUUGUCCCAGUUAUCAAAACCAUUGGUUUAGGCCUUGGAAUCUUAAUCUGGGGAUCAUUUAAUACAUUAACUGGCUGGGCAAGCUCAAGGUUUGGUUGGUUUGGAAUGGAUGCAGAAGAAGUAUCAAACCCGGUGCUAAAUUACAUUGGAGCUGGAUUAUCAGUAGUAAGUGCUUUCAUAUUUUUGUUCAUCAAAAGUGAAAUACCAAAUAACACGUGUUCGGUGGACACCACACCAUUAAUGACAGAGCAUGUGAUCAACAGCAGUCAAGAUCCCUGUCCUGAUUAUUCCUGGGUGGAUAAACUUUCUAGAGCACAGCAGCGUACAGUGGGCUGCAGUCUUGCAGUGAUAUCUGGAAUACUCUAUGGGUCUACGUUUGUGCCAAUAAUUUAUAUCAAGGACCACAGCAAAAGAAAUGAUAGUAUAUACGCAGGGGCAAGCCAAUAUGAUUUAGACUACGUUUUUGCACACUUCAGUGGCAUCUUUUUUACAAGCACAGUCUACUUUCUGGCCUACUGUAUAGCCAUGAAAAAUAACUUUAAGCUAUAUCCUAAAGCAGUCCUGCCAGGAUUCCUGUCAGGAGUUCUUUGGGCAAUAGCCACCUGCUGUUGGCUCAUAGCCAACCACUCUCUCAGCGCUGUGGUCAGUUUUCCAAUAGUCACUGCGGGUCCAGGAUUUAUAGCUGCAAUGUGGGGUGUCUUCAUGUUUAAGGAAAUAAAGGGUCUACAAAACUACCUAUUGAUGAUAUUUGCAUUUUGCAUCAUCUUGACCGGAGCAUUAUGCACGGCUUUCUCUAAAGUCUAACAAUCCCAAGACCAGCAGAUGGCAGCAGUGGGCAAGAGGACACUGCUGCAGGACUGGGCCCGAUUAUGCUGAGAACAGAGUUCAUUUUCAUACAGCAAAUGGAUCUCUACCCGUCUUGGACUGGGUAAAUGAUUUUUUUUCACAAAUGUAAGAAUAAAGGAAAACUAAGUCUCAGUCAAGUAUAAAAAUGAAAAAUUCUUCUAAUGAACUGUUUAUGAAGGUAAGACUUCACCAGGUGGCUAAAAUGUCUUCAUUCUUACAGCAUCAUCUGAGAGUGCUCCUUUUACCACAAUGUGCACUCGGUCUUGAGCAAGCUGCAAAACACUGAGGGGCUCACAUACACAGAGAAUUUUUGUACAUGUCCAAGUUUCCAACAUAUUGCCCUCAUUACUGAAGAGAGGCAGAAAAAUGUUGGGGAGAGACAUGGGGAGUCAGAUGUCUGGAUCCUUUGCCAGAGAAAGUAAAUGUCAGAGUUGGUAACUGGGUAUUAAAAAGGCCAUUUCAUUUUUAGGCCAAAUUUAUCUUUACUUCAAAUUAAUAUUGUCCAACUCUACAUCCUCCACUCAUGCUAACUCAAAAUGCUUUUCUCUCCAGAUAAAAUCCAUCUUCAGAGAACAAAAAGUUCCAGCCAUUGAGAAUAUGUGUAUAACACAUAUACAGACAUAUAUAGGUACACAGUCAUGAACAGACACACAUAUGUCUGCAUGAUUCCAAACUUGGGGGAAAUUCUAGAGUUGCUCCAGCAAGGGUCUAGCUUAUCAAAGUAAGAAUUUACAGGGACCGAACAUACAUCCUUUGUAUGUAAAAUUUAUUAUUUUUUUCUGAAAUAUACUUUUCUAAAAUCCCUCUUUAAACUGGAAGUUUUCGUCCUGUUCUAAAUGGUGGAUUCCAUUAGGUAAAAAAAAAAAAUAACGGCAUGUUAUUUAUAUAUAUAUAUAUAUUCGGAAGAGAUAGAAUAGCAUUCUGCAUAAGUGUAUGCACUCUGGCACUAACCCAAAUGGAUAGAAAUCUUCAUCUUAAUUAUAUGACUUCGAAGAAGUUCCUGAGCCUCCUGUAUCAGAUUGCUCAUCCAUAAAAUGGACAUAAUGAUAAUGAUCAUGAUCAUGGUUAUUGCAAGGUUCAAAUUAAUCAAAAUCUGUAACAUAAAAAAAAUCUGUAACAUAUGUUGAGUGUCUGGCACUUGGCGAACUGUAUAAUUUUUAGCUAUUAUUGUUAUCUACUGUUUGAGAAGGAAAACCUGUCUAUAGGUUGGAGAAUAUUUUGUAGGAGCUACUGCCCUCACCACCAGCCCAUCCAGACACUUAAAAUUCAUUCCUCUAUUUGAGUGCAAUUUAAAAAAUGAUACUAGAGUCUCUAUUUCAUUAUUGAAUUCUUUGAUUGUAACACCUUACAAAAAUUCAUUCUAAUUUUAACUUGAAAUACCAUUAUUUUGAUAACUUUAAAUAAAUUGACACUAUGCAAAAACUAGUUUUCUUAAGUAUAUUUUCAAAUUUCAUAUUGAUAGCAUUUAAUUAUUCUGUAGUUGAGAUGGCCAAUUUAUAUGCAAAAUUUUAAAUGUGAAGCAAAGCAAUUGAGGAAGAAAAAUGAAAAACAAAUCUUAUUACCACUAUACAG
This is a messenger RNA of Nyctereutes procyonoides (raccoon dog), 2976 nucleotides long. RefSeq names its product transmembrane protein 144 (gene TMEM144). The transcript has 12 exons. Gene Ontology annotation, cellular component: membrane. The record is from RefSeq and is a predicted model, not a curated record. Bases 316 to 1362 code for a protein of 348 amino acids. Gene Ontology annotation, biological process: carbohydrate transmembrane transport. Gene Ontology annotation, molecular function: carbohydrate transmembrane transporter activity. Lineage: Eukaryota; Metazoa; Chordata; Mammalia; Carnivora; Canidae.